GGCAGAUUAUUAGCAGCAGAAGGGUCCAGUUCCCCAGGAAGUGGCGCGGGUGGCGCAAAGCUUCCCCAACUCCAACUCCAACUCCAGAUUCCCUCCUCCACUUGCUCCAAGCUUGACACCAACGACCGACGGCAACACCCGAUCGUCACUCAAGGCCGCCAAAUUUGAAUUUCUUUUUUUUUUUUUCACCAUCCAGCGCUCAUGAGACGAGGCUGAGCUUGGAAUGGCGGCCCGCGCGCUGUGCCUCGGACUACCCUCAUCGUAUCAUACUACUACGAUGUGACGGCCCACCCAUCCGCGACUCGUCGACCCAAGCACGUCCUGGCGCGUACAGCUAAUAAGCCCCGUCCCUGACCGAGAUGGAUGAUGCCGCCACCCUGCCCCUCAUCCGUGGGUCCAUCUCAUUGCAAGACGCGCUGCUCGAGGACGACGACAUCAUCCAGAGCCUGGCUUACCCCGAGAAGCGCCUCGAAUUCUGGUACCAGCUGUAUCAAUCUCGACCUUAAAUCGAGCAACUAGUUGCGUCACACCUGAACGUGGCAAAGCCUGACGUGCAAGUUGAAGAUGCGAAGCAAUAGCUCCAUGGUGGCUUCAAUGCCUGCAUUCCGGUUCGCAUCGAAUCUCAUCAGCGGCGCAACGCCGGUCUCCCACAGCGUGUAAUACUUCGACUGCCACUGCCUUAUAUGAGCGGCGAAGCACACGGGCUGGCCAGCGCCGAUGAAACGCUCCGCUGCGAGGCUGCCACGUACCUGUGGCUUCAGGAACGCUGUCCCGAUAUCCCGAUUCCUAAACUCCACGGCUUUGGUCUACCUUGUCUGCAAUCAUUUACCGCUCUGGAAAACGUGCCGUUUUGGAACCGGCUUGCCUGGCAGAUCCGCCGCAUCCUAGCUUGGUUUCGGGGGCGAACGCUCCCGCGCUACUUUUCCCAUCGGCGGCGGCAUCUUGCUGGCCUUGGAUACCUUCUCUUGGAGUAUGUGGAGGAGGGCGAAAUGCUCAGCUCGUCAUGGCAGCGGCGCCGUGACGAUCCAAAGCGACGAGCGAAUCUCUUCCGCGGUCUCUCGCGAGUCAUGGUGCGCCUAGCGAAGCUGCCGCUCCCACGCAUAGGCUCCUGGACAAUCGACGACGAAGGGGUCCUCAGUUUAACAAAUCGGCCUCUUUCUAUCCAUGUUCACAUGAUUGAGAAUGCGGGCAUAUCUAGUGGGAUACCCAGAGACCGCACAUACACGUCCACGGAGCAAUACGUGCUCGACCUGCUAGCUUGUCAGGACAACCGAAUCAGAGACCAGCCAAAUUCUAUACAUAAUGUCGAAGACGGCUACGAACAGCUUGCCGCGUUGACAUCGCUGCGUGCCUGCCUCCCCACCUUCACAAGAGGCUCCCGCGACGGACUAUUCGCACUCUCCCUCACCGACCCGAGUCGCGACAACAUAUUCGUCGACCAGGACUGGAACGUCACCAAGAUCAUCGACCUGGAGUGGGCGUGCGUCCUGCCCGUCGAGAUGACCUCGCCGCCCUCCUGGCUUUCGAGCCAGCAUCUCGACGAGGUAGCCCUCGAGCCGGACGAUUACGUGCAGGUAGUCCAGGAGUUCUUCGAGGCCUCCGCAGCAGAGGAGCGAUCCCGCUACCAGACGGACUCCUUCACGCGCACUAUGCAGGAUGCCUGGAGGACGGGGAGCUUUUGGUACACCCACGCGGUUAGCUCUCCAAGCCUCGUGGCUGCCAUCUUCCCGUACCGCAUACAGCCCUUGUUUGCGAAGCCUCGAGGAUCUGAUGGGGCGAGUUUCGAAAGUGUUGUUGCGCCUUUAUGGGACCGCGACGUGCCUCAGUUUAUUGCCGAGAAGCUUGCAGAGAAGGCACGGUACGCUGAGCGGCUGCGUGAGCUGUUUGCUGUGGCUACGGCACCAAGCGAAGGCGAGUCUACCUGUAACGCUGGCGAUGGAAGCCAAAAUGAGCAAUAGUGGCAGACGAGCACAUUGGCAUGACUGCGAUCGGUUCCAAAAGGCCUCUGGUUUGCCAGAAACUGUUCCAGAAUUUUGCUCAUAGACGGGGGGUACAUCUAAGACCAUAGACAACGACACCUCAAAAUCACGAAUACGGAGCGUCGUCUGCUGCGGUGGCAGACUCUUCGGGAUGAUUCGGUUGGAGAGGCACGCCUCCAAGUCUAUCAGAAAUACAUAUUGCAAUCUUCAUGCCGUCCCCUGCCAUUGGCGUCAGCCGCUUGUCUCCAUCUUGCACAACUAGCAGGUCAGGACGCCCCCCGAGUGGAGGCAGGGAGGAGUCGCCGCGACAGGCUCGAUAUGAUUGCAUGCGGUUAUUGACGUAGUGGAGGUGGAGGCGGUGGUUGAGCUAGAAAGAGGGCAGGAAUAAGCCAUAGAAAUCGCGUAGGGAAGGUGCGUGAAGAGGAGAAGGCGGACGAAAGAGAAAGGCAGGUGCGCGGGCGGGCACGCUUGCCCGUGUUGAACGGGCAGCUGCGAGCGAGCCCGCCUACCUGCCUGGCCAGCUGGCCGUGGGACACGUAACAAUUGAAACCUUUCAAAUGUG
Molecule: messenger RNA, 2541 nt
Organism: Purpureocillium takamizusanense
Lineage: Eukaryota; Fungi; Ascomycota; Sordariomycetes; Hypocreales; Ophiocordycipitaceae
Exons: 2
Coding region: 684-1958 (424 amino acids)
Source: RefSeq, a predicted model, not a curated record